GGUAAGAGCUGGAGCUGGAGCACCGCCCACUGCCAAGUUUCAGUCGGACUCGUUUCUUUCUUUUCUUUUUUUUUUUCAGACCAGCUGUUGAGGCUGUCAAAACUCCAGCGCUCCUUCCGAAAUUACUACUCCCAGUUUGUCAGCGGUGAUACACACAUCAUCAGUAGCAGUAGCAGCAGCAGCAACCACAACAACAACAACAACAACUGAAAUCAUGCCGAACCGAUCAGCGGAGGAGUGGGUCCGGCUAUCGCUGCGCACUCCGGGCAUCUUCAUCUUCGGCUUGGUCAUGGCUCCCUGCGGCUGGGUGCUGAACCUGACCGCCACCGUGGCCCCCAAUUGGAGGACCCUGCAAAACAUCAACAACCAGCCACAAAGCUUUUUCAUCGAGCAAGGCAUCUGGGACAUCUGCAGCAGGACCACGUCCGCAGACAGAGCGACGUGCGGCCUGGAAGACCCCACAUACUUUGAUCAAGAGAUCAUUAGGGUGGCCCAGGGCUUGAUGGUGGCCUCGCUCAUCGUGACCCUGAUCGGGCUGGCCGUGGCCAUCCCGGGGGUCCGCUGCUGGAAGAGCAAUCCGAACUGGAUCGUCGCCGGUUUGGGCGGGCUGCUCAUCUUCCUCUCGGGCGUCAUGGUCAUCAUACCCAUCGCGUGGUACACACACAUCCUCAACCAAGUCCCGUCGGUGACCCUGCAGAACGACGCCAACGCAACCGUGCAGGUCGGCUACUGCAUCAUCCUGGGCUACAUCGGCGGGAUAUUCGAAAUCCUGGGCGGCUUCGUCAUGUUCAUCGGGAUCUGCCGCUGCUGCGGAGGCAAGAACCGGGGCGAGAGGCGGGUGGAGGAGAUCAGGAGCCGCUUCCAGCAACCCAAGCCGGCGCCGAGGCGCGUCGACGUGCCCAGCCUGGACCGGGCCAGGAGCGACGUCAGCAGCAGGGCCCCCUCUUCCAAAGACUCCGUGGAUGACGACGUCUCCUUCCCCCGGGCCAAGAGCCCGGCGGCCCGCUCAGGAAACACGUCCUUUAACGGCAGGCCGUACGAUGCAGACCUAUGAGAGAAGAAUCACCCGAAGAUACACGAGCCCACAGAAAAGAAAGGGAAGGAAGACAACUUGAAAGAAAUUGCAAAAGGGACCGAGAGACCAAGAAGAGUAUUGUAGGAAAAAAAAUUAGUCAUACACGAGUAUUUUGAGGCCUUAAAGGAUUGUGUCAGCGGUAAGAGAUCAAAUACCUUGAAUAUUAUUAGCUAAGUAGGAAAAAGUCCAGCCAACAGUUUGAUUCAUUGUCAUUGUAACGUAUCUAUUAGUUGUAAGCCCGGAGCAGCAGUUACUGUCACACAAGUAUAGAUGAUAUACAUCGUGAUGUGGGGAAAAUGGAAGGAGGUCGAUAUGAAGGACUCUAGGGAAUGAAGUCUUUUACAUUAACACUGAAUCGCGGAGGGAAGAACACAGCAUUCAGCCAUAAGCCUGAGGACAAGUGUAAAUGUUAAGUUAUCUUUGAGAACCUUCACAUGAUGCUGAACUCAAGCUGUAAAUACUGCUCAUCUCUCAGGAAGCUUUUAUGGGUCUUUUUGUCAACGCUAUCUUGUUCUUUUUUUAAAAAAAAAAAAAUCAAAUUUGCUGUAAAUAGUUAAUUCUUAUGCACUUUAAAAUGAUCGUCAGUCUUGUAGGUUGACAGACAACCAACCUGUUGGAACAUGGGGACGUGGUCAACGCUGUACUCACUGCUGUGCUACACGUGCUGUUUAUUAAAUGUGCACUGUUUCCUAAAAA
Molecule: messenger RNA, 1771 nt
Organism: Mugil cephalus (flathead mullet)
Lineage: Eukaryota; Metazoa; Chordata; Actinopteri; Mugiliformes; Mugilidae
Gene: cldn23.1
Product: claudin 23.1
Exons: 1
Coding region: 215-1054 (279 amino acids)
Biological process (GO): cell adhesion; bicellular tight junction assembly
Cellular component (GO): plasma membrane; bicellular tight junction
Molecular function (GO): structural molecule activity
Source: RefSeq, a predicted model, not a curated record